AUGAAUUUUGAGAAUAUUGUGAAAUAUAUAGAGAAAUCUGAGUCUUGUUUAAAUUAUGAAAUAAUAACUGCACCUUUUGUGCCGAAUACAUUUUCAUUGUGGAGAGAAGUAGUCUAUGAAAAUUUAGAUCCUGAUUAAUGGUUUGAGUUUGUGAAACAGAUAGAUAAAUAAAUAUUUUAAAGAUAUUUGGAAAAGGUCAGAGAAGCAUAUGCAAAGAAACUUACAUAUUAAGAUUUGAAGUUGAAUGUUAGAUAUGAUAUAGAUGUUAAAAAAUUAGAGAGCAUAUUUGAAAAUGAUUUAAGUAAUAUUAUAUUAAAUAAAAUUAGAGAAACAAGUAGAUACUAUAACAGUUCAUCUAUCUUAUUAUCAAGCUUAAGUUGAAUAUGCUUAUGAUUUGUUAAGGAGAAUACAUACAUAUAAGUUUGUUGAUUACAAUGUUUAAUAAUUUUAGACAUCGUAAAAGGAUUAAACUUUGUAUUAAAAAUAUUUGGAUAAAAUUGUAAUGGUUAUAUAAAUUCAACUUAUAGAUGAAAGGAUUCAUUUCAAAUGUUUAAGAGAUUGCGACUGAGAAGAUAAAGGAGUUUUGUGCAACUGGAUUAAUAAAAAAUAAUUCAUUUUUAGAAUCAGGGAAAUCCUUUUUUAAAUAAUUUUUAUUUAAUGGAGGAGUUGCAGUAGCUAAAUUAAGUAAUCUAAAUUUGGGUUUAUUUGUAUAUUAUUUAAUAUAUGAUUAAGAUUGGUGGAAUAAUAGCAGAAUAAAUUGUCAGUAAAGUUGCUUUGAGUAUGAUGACAUAAAGGAUUAGUUCUAAAUUAGAUUUCUUAUAAUUGGAACUUGAUUAAAUGACAAAUGAAUUAACAUAUAUAAAUUCAGAUUUGGAUCAUUUAAUUUAUAGAGCAGCUGAAGAAUAUCCUAGAAAUUUUGAAUAAAACAAAACAUGUAAAUUUAUUUCAAUUCAUUUAAGUUAUAUAAGCAUUUGUUUAAAAGAAUUACAAAGUAAAUCUAGGAUCAGAUAUUAUCUAUUGUCCAGAUACAAAUACUAUUAUAUAAAAGAGUGUUGAAGAAGAUUGUGUAUUGUUGAAUGAAGUUGAAUACAAUCUAUCUCUCUAAGAAGAAAUCGAUGAGGAUUUUUGUAUCAUAAAUUUAGCAUCUAAUAUCUAAGAUAGUAUUAAUAAAUAAUUUUGA
Messenger RNA from Paramecium primaurelia, 1180 nucleotides. The record is from the annotation of a GenBank genome assembly. NCBI's taxonomy places the organism in Eukaryota, Ciliophora, Oligohymenophorea, Peniculida, Parameciidae.